AUGACCUACACGAUUCAGGGCUGCUACCACCAAUCAGCAACACAAUGCCAUCCACCGCUCUGUCCUAACUACCGACUAGAAACUUACACCGAUGACUAUCGACUACCGUGCUUCGAAUGCAGAACCGCUCAAGCCGCUCGAGCCGCUCAAGAAGCUCAAGACGCUCAAGCCGCUCAAGAAGCUCAAGACGCUUACGCCGCUUACGUCGCUUGGUACACUGCUACUUAUGGUCAACCAUAA
Sclerotinia sclerotiorum 1980 UF-70 is the source of this 240-nucleotide messenger RNA. RefSeq lists its product with no specific name. The record is from RefSeq and is a predicted model, not a curated record. Lineage: Eukaryota; Fungi; Ascomycota; Leotiomycetes; Helotiales; Sclerotiniaceae. Bases 1 to 240 code for a protein of 79 amino acids. The transcript has a single exon.